UUGGUCUUUGUAUAUUCAUUUUUAAUUUUAUUCAUUGGAUUUUCAUUCAGUGGGACGUUCGUAUGAACCAUCUAUGAAAGACUAUGCCACAAGGUAUAGCAGAGGUGAGCCCUUCAGUCCAGUGGGCCUUGCAGUAGAUGGUGCCAGUCAGAUACAGCAGGAUAGAUUGGGUACCAAUCAGCCCCAUCCAUACUUGCCUCCGUUAAGCUAUAGCCAACCUCAUCAACUACAGCAACCUCCUCCAAGCACUGCAAGGCCACAGUUCUCCCAGUUGCCCCCAGUGAGUUAUCAUCAACCUUGUCAAUCACAGCACAACCAGCCACAAUUCUCCCAAUUACAAGCUUGCACAGGCUGUAACAGUGCAGCCACCUAAAGACAUAGCCCCAAAACACAAAAAGCAUGCAUCUUCCUUGAAACACAAAAAGAAUACAUCUAUGGGUCCUGCAGCUUCAAUAUAUGGAGGGGCACCCAGUCAUUCCCACUCGCAACAGCCCCAGUUGAGCCACAAUCAGCCAUAUGGUCUGCAGCAGCAGCAGAGCAUCAACCAACCCUCUCAAUUGCAGGCUGUUGCAGAUGGUGGACACUCACACUCACUGCCACAAGCAGAUUAUACAAGGUGCAGUGGGUAUGUGCCUUGGUGUCCAGUGGAUCCCAUGGUUGUCGGCCAUAGCCAAUCACAUCCCCAACAAUUCUCAUUGAGCCAUGGCCAAUCUAUUGAACAACAGCAACUGCAGCCACAGGCAAGCCCUUGCCAGCCUGAGUCAUCCCCGCUACAAGAUAAUGUUGAUAUUGAACAUUCACACUUGUCACUUACAGAUUCUGCCUUGAGGGGUAUUAGAUGUGCACUCAGGUACUCCACUGGCCCCACAACCAGCAAAUCUUACCUAGAAAAUCAGGAUCAGUUGGGCCCCAUUGAACUCCAGUCUGAGCAGAACCCACAGAGCCAGGAACAGCCACAUCAAAUGCCACAGCUCCCUGAAAAGAAGAAGAGGGGAAGAGGUCCCACUUGCUGCCUCAUCUUGAAUGACCUGGCAGAUGGUGAGCGGAUAUUUGUCCAUGACAACAAGCUCGGACAGCCUGUUGGUCCUGAGUCAGCCAAGCUAAGCAGCUUCCUGGGCACUAUAGCACGGAAUGGACACAGGGCACCCCUUAUUUUUUUUCACUGGAGGGCAAUGCCGGAUUCUUACAAAGAGGAAAUCUGGGAAUAUGUUCAGACAAAGUUUGACCUUGAUCCAAGUUGCAAGUCUUGGGUCAUGCAGUCUCUUGCUACAAAAUGGAGGGACUGGAAGGCAGAGUUAAAGGCAUCAUAUUAUGAUGCUCUUAAUACCGAUGAAGAGCGCUUGAAGGUAUGUGAUCCAAGGGUGGUUCCUGAGCAAUGGCCAAGCCUUAUCUCAUAUUGGAACUCUGAUGACACAAAGAAGCGUUGUGCUACAAAUAAGGCUAACCGUGCAAAACAGAAGGGUGGACAUGCAUCAGGCACCAAGAGUUAUGCAAGGAUACGUGAGGAGGAGCGAAACAAGAGGCCUGAUGGGAAGGAGCCUACUAGAGCUGAGCUUUAUAUAUUAACACAUACACGCAAGAAUGGGCAGCCUGUUGAUGAGACAGCGGCAGCAUUUAUUUCAAAACUCCGCAAACAAGCAGCUGAGAGACAGAAUAACUCACAAGGUAGUGAUGAGUCAAAUGACACCUUCUGUCAAGUUAUGGGAAAAGAAAAAUGCAACCGUGUGCAAACUUAUGGAUUGGGUGCCACUCAUACUGCUGUUUUUGGCCCAAGACAUAGUCGUGAUGACCUUGUGAGGAUGGCUUCUGAGGCCAAAAAGUCAGCAAAUGAAGAGGUGCGCAAGAUGGUGGUGAAAAUGGAGGCCAUGGAGGAAAAAUAUGCACUUAUGGAAACGUACAUAGCUAGAAUGAAUUCAAACAUGGAGAAGUUUCUUGAGAAGAUUGGCGGAUCUUCAAAAAUUUUGGGUUCUGAACAGGCUGCAGAUGCAGAGGAUGAUGCUUAGUGGACUUCACCAACAUUUUGUUGGACUUGGCUUUAUGCUGAUUAUAAUUGGACGGUGUUUCUAUGUUGAACUUUUGAAAAAUGAAUCAUUGAAUGCAGUUAAUUAAUUCUGAUUGAGUUGAAAUUAUGGGAAUCGUUUAAGUGAUAUUUGGUUGGGGACUUUGGCAGAAUCAAUUUGAUUAGAGAAGUUAUUUAUUAA
Molecule: messenger RNA, 2201 nt
Organism: Theobroma cacao (cacao)
Lineage: Eukaryota; Viridiplantae; Streptophyta; Magnoliopsida; Malvales; Malvaceae
Source: RefSeq, a predicted model, not a curated record